UCUCUCCAUUGAACUAAAGAUGACGUCUAAUUUUAAAAUUACGAUUAUAUUCCUUGGUUGCGUUCUUCUCGCAAUUGCCAACGGCCAGCACUACCAGUAUCAGCAAUACCCGUACAAUAAUCGACAAUAUCAUUACCCUCAACAACGGCCGGUUCAAAAUAGAAGCCCUUACGGAGUUCGGACUUUGGGAAAUGCACAGGGCUCCCAAGACGGAUUCCCACCGGUUGUAGGACCUCCUCCUGACGCUGGAGUUCCACCAGUACUUGGACCUCCUCCUGGUGUCGAACUUCCUCCGAUAGGUGGACCACUCGGUUUUGGUCCACCCCUUCCAUCCGGUGGCUGCAAUCUCUGCGGGGGUCCCAAUGUACUGGCCGGCAAUAAAAAAGACAGAUUUGGUUAACAAUAGGUUUAAUAGAAUAUUAAUUGCAUUUUUAACAACUAUAAUAUUUUUUGAAACAAAAAAAUGUUUAAUGUCUAAAAAUAUAAAUAUUCAAUAUAAACUUUGAAAUGCUAAUGCUUUUCAGAAAACUCAA
Messenger RNA from Drosophila elegans, 533 nucleotides. Its product is annotated as vasodilator-stimulated phosphoprotein-like. The transcript has 2 exons. The record is from RefSeq and is a predicted model, not a curated record. The coding region runs from base 20 to 400 and encodes 126 amino acids. Lineage: Eukaryota; Metazoa; Arthropoda; Insecta; Diptera; Drosophilidae.